AUGAAAAACUGGGAAAAAGAUGGAGAAAAUUUAGAGGAAUUGAAAACUUUAGGAGAUUCAACAACAAAUAAUUCUUUUUCUCUUAAUUUUGAUUCUUGUUUGUCUUUUGAUCAUUAUUUAAUGAAUGGAAGUCCAGAAGAUUCAAAUAUGUGUAUUAAUGAAUUAUUUAAAAAAGAUUGCAAUAUUUCAAACUAUUGUUGGUAUUCUGAAAUGAAUAGGAGACAUCAUUCAGGAAAAGAAUUAUUUAAAAAAAAUUAUUUUCCAAUGGCUCAAGAUAUAUUUCUUGAACAAAUUGCUUUAUGUGGCUACGAGGGUUACGUCGAAUUUGCUUCAGAUAAUUGGAGGAAAAUAAUUAGAAAUUGGCAAAAGGAAAAUGGUUGUUUUGGCGAGGAAAUGUUUUCGAUUGAUUGUUCAAACAGUGAUUAUUCAUAUAAUCGAAAUAAAAAAACGGAUUCAGUUGUUAAUAAGUGUCAUACGCAUGUUACAGCUGUUGCAUUAGCAGCAAUGUCUUUUCAUUUAAGGCAUUGUUCUGCUUUGAAAUCUUAG
Messenger RNA from Pediculus humanus corporis (human body louse), 546 nucleotides. RefSeq lists its product as uncharacterized. Bases 1 to 546 code for a protein of 181 amino acids. The record is from RefSeq and is a predicted model, not a curated record. Lineage: Eukaryota; Metazoa; Arthropoda; Insecta; Psocodea; Pediculidae. The transcript is spliced from 4 exons.